Messenger RNA from Penicillium subrubescens, 1680 nucleotides. RefSeq lists its product as uncharacterized. The transcript has 5 exons. Gene Ontology annotation, biological process: carbohydrate transport; transmembrane transport. Lineage: Eukaryota; Fungi; Ascomycota; Eurotiomycetes; Eurotiales; Aspergillaceae. Gene Ontology annotation, cellular component: membrane. The record is from RefSeq and is a predicted model, not a curated record. The coding region runs from base 1 to 1680 and encodes 559 amino acids. Gene Ontology annotation, molecular function: carbohydrate:proton symporter activity.
AUGAUGACUGGAGUCAAAAAGCCAGUCAACAUAUUCCGCCUGAAGAACCUCCCUGAGCCUAAGGAAGUCUUUAAUUGGCGACUAUUCUUUGCAGUUUUCUCAUUCGGCCUGAUGGGCGCUGCUCGCGGUGUUGACGAAGGUUUAAUCUCAGGCGCGUUCAACUCCAAAGACUUUCAACGAUACAUCCAUUACGAGACUUACAGCAAAGUGGAGCAAACCAAUAUCAAAGGGAAUGUCUCGGCAAUGGUUCAGCUUGGAUCUGUUGGGGGUUCUCUGUUUGCCUUCCUAGUCUUUGACCGUAUCGGCCGGAUAUGGGCAACUCGUCAGCUCUGCCUAGUGUGGAUUCUUGGAAUUGCUAUCUUCAUGGGCAACGGUGGUAGCCUAGCUGCUGUGUACGCUGGGCGCUUCAUCGCUGGGCUUGGUGUUGGGCAGACAGUAGUAGUAGGACCUGUCUACCUUGCUGAAAUCGCACCCGCGUCCGUCCGCGGUAUAUGUACCUGCGUGUUCACUGGGUUCGUUUAUCUGGGAAUUGUGCUUGCGUACUUUGCCAACUAUGGCUGCGCGGUCAACUUAGGCGACGCAAAUCACAAUCGAUGGCUGGUCCCCACAAGUCUCCAUAUCAUGUUCGCCGGCGUGAUUUUCCUCCUCUCAUUCCUACAAUACGAAUCUCCUCGAUACCUAGUGAAGGAAGGCCAACUCGACCAAGCAUUCCACAAUCUCUCGCGCAUCCGUCAUCUCCCUCAGGACCACGAAUUCAUCACGCGCGAAAUCACCGCCAUCCAGGCAUCGCACGAAGCAGAGUUAGAAGCCGCCUUAGGGACAGGACCCAUCGGAGUACUCAAGGAAACCUUCCUAGCUCCGUCGAAUCUCUACCGGAUCUAUCUCACUUUCAUGGUCCAGAUUCUAUCGCAAUGGACCGGCGCGGGCAGUAUCACCGUCUACGCAACAGAUCUUUUCAAACUCUUAGGCAUCACAGGCAACAACACGAACCUACUAGUCACGGCCGUCUUCGGGAUAGUUAAGCUAAUUGCGGCGAUUAUCUGCGCCUUGUUCCUAGUAGACGUUAUCGGACGCAAGCGAGCCCUCCUCCUCGGCAUCACCCUCCAAGCUAUCUCUAUGGUCUACAUCGCCGGGUUCUUAACCGCCGUCCCGGAAAUGGGCGUGGUAGAGGGCUUCAAGCUCCCAAAGAAUAAAAAACGCGCUAGCGAAGGCGCGAUUUCUAUGAUUUAUCUCUCGGGUUUUGGGUGGGCUCUCGGUUGGAACUCGAUGCAGUAUCUUCUCACGGCCGAGCUGUUUCCACUGCGUAUCCGCGCGCUGGCGACCUCGUUGGCGAUGACGCUGCACUUUGUUAACCAGUACGGCAACUCGCGGGCUGUGCCUAAUAUGUUAUUGUCCACGGCAAAAGGAGGGAUCAACCCCAGCGGCGCGUUUUGGUCCUUCGCUGCAGUAACAAUUUUAGGCGGGAUUUGGGUGUGGUUUAGUAUUCCUGAAACGGCGGGGCGAUCACUAGAGAGCAUGGAUCAUUUGUUUGCCUUACCUUGGUAUCAGAUCGGGCUGUAUGGUAAUCAGGAUGCUGAAGGGCGUGAUGGACAAGUUGAGGAUGACAAGGUAGAGAUGGCGGAACGCAGGGACGGGGUCGCUGAGCAUGUCGAGAGGGUAGACCCGUCAGGCCGGGUGUGA